CUCAGACUAUUUUUCUUUUGUGUUGUAUAGUCAUAUGCAAAUGCACUUAUAAGCACCUUUGAAGAUCCGGAGAAGAUCUUGGAACAAACUGUGCUCGAAAUGAAUAACGAUUUGAUAAAGAUGCGACAAGCUACAGCACAGGUACUGGCUUCACAAAAGCAGUUGGAAAACAAGUAUAAAGCUGCACAACAAGCUUCUGAAGAUUGGUAUCGUAGAGCCCAACUUGCUCUUGGAAAAGGGGAUGAAGACCUUGCUCGUGAAGCUCUUAAAAGAAGAAAAGCUUAUGCUGAUAAUGCAAGUGCCUUGAAGGCUCAACUUGAUCAGCAGAAGGGUGUGGUUGAAAAUCUGGUCAGCAAUACACGGCUUUUGGAGAGCAAGAUACAGGAAGCAAAAUCGAAAAAGGAUACUCUGAAAGCACGUGCUCAGUCAGCAAAGACCGCAACCAAAGUAAGCGAGAUGCUGGGAAAUGUAAAUACAAGCAGUGCCCUUUCAGCCUUUGAAAGAAUGGAAGAAAAAGUUUUGACGAUGGAGUCUCAAGCUGAUGCUCUUAACCAAUUAACCAGCGAUGAGCUUGAAGGAAAGUUUGCAAUGCUGGAGACCUCUUCCGUUGAUGAUGAUCUUGCCAGCUUAAAAAGAGAAUUGACUGGCAGCUCAAAGAAAGGGGAGCUUCCACCAGGUAGAACGACAGUUGCCAGUUCAAGCUCAACAUUGCAAUUUCAAGAUUCAGAGAUUGAGAAAGAAUUGAAUGAAUUAAGAAGGCGGGCAAAUGAUUUCUAGAGAUCAUAUUCGAUCUUCCUCCAUGUUCACAUAUCGUCUUUCUAACCCUUUUUUCACUCGAAGAAUGUGGUUUUGGUUUCCAGAAAAGUUGCCUUGUCGAUAAAGGCAACGAAUAUAGGAAGUGAAAAAUGGAAAGUAUAUUGAGAUAUGUCGAUACGUCUUCUUUCAUAUUAUUGACCUACAUUAUGGCAAUAUAGUGUAAGCUAGACUUCAAUUUUGUAUAUUGUCACCCAAAUGUUUCAGGAGUAUAGUUGUCUAAGUUACAUUGUUUGGAAAUUAUAUAAUUCUGGUUUUGCAUAGGAUGCUAUCUGA
This is a messenger RNA of Nicotiana tabacum (common tobacco), 1089 nucleotides long. Lineage: Eukaryota; Viridiplantae; Streptophyta; Magnoliopsida; Solanales; Solanaceae. The record is from RefSeq and is a predicted model, not a curated record.